UGCCCCUUGAUGUUUGAAUGGUAUGGGGAGAAGUAUUGGGGAGCUGCACAUGGAUUGGCAGGGAUUAUGGAUGUUUUGAUGGACAUGGAAUUGAAGCCAGAUGAGGUUGAAGAUGUCAAGAGUACUCUCAAAUACAUGAUCGAUAAUCACUUUCCUAGUGGUAACUACCCUGCUAGUGAAGAAGAUAAAAACAGAGAUGUUCUUGUUCACUGGUGUCAUGGAGCUCCUGGAAUUGCCCUCACUCUUGCAAAAGCUGCAAAGGUUUUUGGAGAUAAAGAAUUUAUGGAAGCAGCUGUUGAUGCAGCAGAGGUGGUGUGGAAACGCGGACUGCUAAAGCGAGUUGGCAUUUGCCAUGGCAUUAGUGGGAAUGCAUAUGUGUUCCUUUCGCUCUACCAACUGACAGGAAAUCUAGGGUUCUUAUACAGAGCCAAAGCUUUUGCGUGUUUUCUAGUUGAUAGAGCUCACAAGCUUAUAUCAGAGGGAGAGCUCCAUAGAGGUGAUAGCCCUUACUCCUUGUUUGAAGGGGUUGGCGGUAUGGCUUAUCUUCUUUUGGACAUGAUUGAACCUUCUCAGGCAAAGUUUCCUGCUUACGAACAGUAAACUGUGUUUGUAAGAGGGAAGGGGAAGCCUCCUUUUGUAAAAUUACCGUCACUCGUUGCAAUUUAUACUGAGUAUAUAUGACAACUUUUCUGACCAGGUACCAGAAAAUGUACAUCUCCAUUUAGUUAAAACUGCAGUAGUCUCUCUAUUAUCUGAAUUUAAGUUUCACCAGUAGCA
This is a messenger RNA of Prunus avium (sweet cherry), 777 nucleotides long. The record is from RefSeq and is a predicted model, not a curated record. NCBI's taxonomy places the organism in Eukaryota, Viridiplantae, Streptophyta, Magnoliopsida, Rosales, Rosaceae.